Messenger RNA from Amorphotheca resinae ATCC 22711, 812 nucleotides. RefSeq lists its product as hypothetical. The record is from RefSeq and is a predicted model, not a curated record. Bases 107 to 721 code for a protein of 204 amino acids. NCBI's taxonomy places the organism in Eukaryota, Fungi, Ascomycota, Leotiomycetes, Helotiales, Amorphothecaceae. The transcript is spliced from 2 exons.
UCUCACGAUCGUCGUCAUCCCUUUACCUCUUGCGCUGAAAAGUGCUUCUCAACCAGCUCAAGAAAGUCGGAGUGCGCGGGGAGCCAUUUCCGGUUCUCUCUCAAAGAUGUCCUCUUCAACCUCCCAUUCCCGUCAAUCCAAACCCGACGUCAACCUCGCCGAGUGGUAUCCGCAGUUUCAAUCAUGCUACCGCUAUUUCCUCGACCACGCCCAGCACAGCACACCCGUGCAAGCUCUGGCCGCAUACAUGAAUAUCCGACUCCCAUAUCAGAGAUCCCCAGAUCCAGUAAUAUCUUCUGCGUCCGCGAGCCCUAGUCCAACAGGGGCGGCUGGACGAGCGAAACCACCAUCGGGGAACAACGCCGGGCCCGCGCAAGUCGUCUCGUUACUCCCAUACAUCCGACGGUUAGUAGCUACGGGUCACGAUUCGCCCGAGAUCUUACGGGGGUUCUUUGGCGAAGAUUGGGUUGGGGGCAUUGGGUCUUUGCACGAUGUCGAGCGGAGGAAUUAUCUGUUUGCCGCGAAGAGCACCAGCUGGAUGAAGGUCAAGCAGGCCUAUGAUCUGUCGCCGGACGAGAGCUGUCCGUUCUUGACCCCGCUGAGGGAGGCCACGGAGGAUGAGAUCCAGGCCGCGGAGGCCACAUGGAGUGAGUGGCUAGCCAUGCAGGAUUGGAUGCUGGGGCCUCGAUCACCAGAGAUCAUAAAGCGGAAAUCUCGGUGAUGAAUCUGAUGAUAUCUCGGCGUGAUGCUCUGGAAGGGGAGGCUCUCUUGAACUAUGCUUUGGAAUGACGCUCGUCGGUAAAAGACGACGG